Messenger RNA from Aspergillus homomorphus CBS 101889, 1689 nucleotides. Its product is annotated as Metallo-dependent hydrolase. The record is from RefSeq and is a predicted model, not a curated record. The coding region runs from base 7 to 1689 and encodes 560 amino acids. The transcript has a single exon. Gene Ontology annotation, biological process: adenosine catabolic process; inosine biosynthetic process. Lineage: Eukaryota; Fungi; Ascomycota; Eurotiomycetes; Eurotiales; Aspergillaceae. Gene Ontology annotation, molecular function: adenosine deaminase activity.
CUCAUCAUGACGCAGACCUCGAUCGACCGUCAUCUGCAGGAACGGUCGGCUUUACUCGAGCGAGAAAAGACGAGUCGCCGCGACCAUGCCUUCAAGACGAACAUGUCCCCUGUUGCACAGAUGGCUGCGGAGAUCGUCGCACUCACCCGCCAGCAUGAAUCCAAGAUCUUCUGGACAACCACUGAGGGCAGCCAUAGCGAAACCAAACAUCCAGUCCUCUUCCCAGGCAUGUCGUUUGCCGUCUCGCGCGACCGGAUGCAGCGGACCUGGUUAUGGAAUAUCGUGGCGGCCAUGCCCAAGGGCUGUCUUCUGCACGCCCACAUGGAGGCGAUGAUCGACAUCGACUGGAUGCUGGACCAGGCAUUAGAGAUCCCCGGGUUCUGCAUGUCAAGUCCAAUCCCCAUCAACCCAGCCACAACCACAGAAUUACCACCACCGUUUGAAUUCCACUACCGCCCUGGACGAUCAGUCGCUUGCGCAAUCCCCUCCAUCUGGACCGCCGAUUACCCUCCCAACGAGCUAAUCCCCCUCGGUCAAGUCGCUCGAACGCACCCGGGCGGGAUAUCUGCCUUCAAAUCCUGGGCCAUUGUCCAGAUGACCAUCACGAAAGACGAGGCCCUGUACCACCACCACCGGGGAAUCGUCGACGUGUGGAAGAAAUUCGCCGCCUGUUUCCGCGGCAUCGGCGGCCUGUUCUACACGGAGCCCAUUUUCCGGCGAUGCGUGCCGCGACUGCUACAGCAGCUGCACGACGACAAGAUCAAGUAUGUUGAGCUGCGCCUGGUGCCGGGCGCGUUCCACCGAACCGGCUCGGACGUAGCCGAGUCGGACGCGCGGUACUUCUUCGAGUGCUUCGCGCAGGAGCUGCAGGCGUAUUGCGCGUCUCCGCACGGAGCAGGCUUCUGGGGCGCGCGGAUGAUCUGGACGGCGCUGCGCAGCCUCCCGGACGAGGCGAUCCGCGCGUCGAUGCAGCACUGCCUCGACUGCAAGGCGGCGUAUCCGGCGCUCAUCGCCGGGUUCGACUUCGUCGGCCAGGAGGGUCUGGGUCGUCCGUUGGUGGACCUGCUCCCCCUGUGCCGGUGGUUCCAGCAAGAGUGCGCGCGGCGCAACCUGACCAUCCCCUUCUUCUUCCACGCCGGCGAGUGUCUGGGCGACGGAGACGCGACCGACGGGAAUAUCGUGGAUGCCAUUCUGCUGGGCUCGCGUCGCAUCGGCCAUGCGUUCUCGCUGUAUAAGCAUCCGUUGCUGAUUGACAUGGUCAGGGACCGUCAGAUCCUGGUGGAGAUGUGUCCCAUCUCGCACGAGAUCCUGCGGCUUACCUCGAACAUUCUGACGCAUCCUAUGCCGGCGUUGCAGGCGCGUGGCGUGGCGGUGUCGUUGAAUAAUGAUGAUCCCGCGAUUUUGGGGCACGGCGGCAAUGGACUCAGCUAUGACUUCUAUCAGGUGUUGAAUGCGUUUGAGAACACCGGGCUUGGCGGCGUGGCUGCUAUGGCGGAGGAUAGUGUUCGCUGGGCUGCAUUCGAGGAUGAGUCGGAGACGGAGUGGUUGGCGGGGGUGGCUGGUCAGGUUGGUGGGUUGAAGGCUUCUAGACUCGCGGAAUGGCGGGCUGAGUUUGAGAGUUGGUGCGAGUUGAUUGUCAGGCAGUUCGCAUGGGAUGUUAAGGGUGGUGUAGGGAAGAGAGCUGGUUAA